This is a messenger RNA of Apaloderma vittatum (bar-tailed trogon), 770 nucleotides long. It is a transcript of the gene RNF128, whose product is annotated as ring finger protein 128, E3 ubiquitin protein ligase. The annotation marks the transcript as partial. Lineage: Eukaryota; Metazoa; Chordata; Aves; Trogoniformes; Trogonidae. The record is from RefSeq and is a predicted model, not a curated record. The transcript is spliced from 6 exons.
GUGCUGAAAGCAUCGUUGCAAUUAUGAUCAGCAACCUGAAAGGCAUGGAGAUCUUGCACCGGAUUGAGAGUGGCCUGAAAGUGACUAUGGUUAUUGAAGUGGGGAAAACGCACGAUCCUUGGAUGAAUCGAUUCUCCCUCUUCUUCAUCUCCGUGUCAUCUUUCAUCAUCACAGUAGUAACCAUAGGCUACUUUAUUUUUUAUUCUGUUCGGCGUCUCAGGAUCGCAAGGGCCCAGUCCAGGAACCAGAGUCGACUAACAGCCAAGGCGAAGAAGGCCAUUGCGCGGUUACAGCUGCGCACCCUGAAGCAAGGGGACAAGGAAACCGGUCCUGAUGGAGAUAGCUGCGCUGUGUGCCUUGAGCUGUACAAGCCAAAUGAAGUAGUGCGUAUUCUGACUUGCAACCAUCUCUUCCACAAGAACUGUAUUGACCCCUGGCUUCUGGAACACAGGACAUGUCCAAUGUGCAAAUGUGACAUACUCAAAAUUUUGGGUGUUCAGGUGGAUGUAGAAGAAGGGUCUGAGUCUGUGCAAGCCACAGUAUCCAGUGGGACAUCAAAUAUUGCUACAGUUCAUUAUGAAGAUGAUAAUCGUAGUGAAACAGCAUCAUCUGGAUACGCUUCUGUACAGGGAGCAGAUGAAUCUGUUCUGGAGGAACAUGCACCAUCAGAAAAUGACAACAUGCAUCUUGUAAACAAUGAAUCCCAGGUGUCUGCUGUGAAUGUCCUUCCACACAUUGACAACCCAAGUUUUGAGGCAGACGAAACACAG